UCUCUCUGUGUUUUGUAGAAGACCGGAGGCAAAAGCUCAAUCUCAUGGUGUGUAUCGUUUAUCCUUCUGGCGCGAUGGAGAGAGAUUGCGACAUAGUAGAUUUGGACCAACCCUCUCUCGGAACAGUGAUCAGUAUCAAAGAUGGAUCAACGCCCACUGAUAUAUCGACAACGUCUAGUACAACGGAAGACAAGCUUUGUUCUGGUUGUGGGUGUCUUAUCAAAGAUCGGUAUAUCUACAGGGUAAUGGAGGACAGUUACCACGAGAGCUGCCUCCGAUGCUCGUGCUGCCAACUGUCUUUGAGCUCAUUCAAGAAGUGCUUCUCACGGCAUGGAAACAUCUAUUGUGAACACGACCAUCAAAUGCUAUAUGGGAAGCGUUGCCGGAGAUGCAUGACACUGCUUCUGCCAACUGACAUUGUCCAUCGCGUACAUUUUAUGUACUAUCAUGCGCAAUGUUUCAGCUGCUGUUCCUGUCAACGACCAUUUAAUCUGGGUGAUGAAUAUCAUGUAUUCGAUGGAGAAGUAUUUUGUCGGAAUGACUACCAGUCCAUUUGUAAUUUUCAAACAAUAUCAAAUCCAGACCCUCUCAUGGAAGAAGUAGUACGGUCAGAAAUCCACCGAAAAACGCCAAAACGACCAAGAACGAUCCUCAAUGCUCAGCAACGGAGACAGUUUAAGACUGCUUUUGAAAGAAGUUCAAAACCAAGUCGAAAGGUCAGGGAGCAACUCGCAAAUGAAACUGGCCUCAGUGUUCGUGUUGUGCAAGUUUGGUUUCAAAAUCAGAGGGCGAAGAUCAAGAAGCUGAACAAGAAAGAUUCGGAUUCAGGGGAUACAUUUAAACACGGGCCUGGAAGUGAGGGACGGAGCACGGAAGACAUUCGAAGCUCUGAUGAUGAGGAAGAGUCUGUGAUAAGUAAGUUGAAGAGAAUAGGUAUAGAUAUUGGCGAGUUGUGGCUUUACAAAUUGAAAUCAGUUUUUCAAAAAGUUAGAAAGUUUGUUCCGUAAUGUAUCGAGAGCUAUAGGUACAAAAGAAACAUUACACACGCCUGGUGUAUAUCAGUCUAAACUACACCAUUUUUGUCUAUUCUCGAAUACCUAGUUAGACCACAGGUGAUGCUGAAAGUUUCUAACAAUCGGCAAUUUUGAGAAGCCCGGUCAGAGCUCUAAUCUUUGCACGCCGAAAACACUUAUGUUAGUCCGGUUAAAUUGGUCAAUCUUUUCUUGACUAGCAAUCCGGUGUAAAAUAGAUUGAUCCACGUUUUGGGAAUAUGAGGGUUCCCGAGCCCGGCAAAAUUGCGAACCUUAAAACAAUCAAAUUCAAGAAGGCUUCACGCGUAGUACACAUGGUACGGCUAGCCGAUACGGUCCGUGCUUGUGUCGGCUAACCAUGCCAGGUGAAUUCCUAUAGAUUUGUAUAACCGGUGAGGUGUCGGGCGAUGCAGGCCCAACUCGAAAUUUGCAGCAAGAUCGGCCUAAGCUUCACUAUACUUUUACAUAAUUGUUCAGUUGGUCAGUCCCGGAUAGCUGAACCAAAAGGGCUAAAACUAUAGACUUCUAGAAUUCAAACAAUUGUUCUUAUCAAAAAAAAAAUUCAGACCUGGACGCUGACGAGGUGGAGACUUCGGAAACUUCAAGCUACACGGACCCAAUUCAAAAACUGUAUAAUAUGACAUCUUCCCAAAUUUAUUUUCCAUAUCACUCUUGACUUUUUUUGUUCGGAAAUCAAACCACCCGCUUUAUUUUGCUUUUCACCUCAUAUUAUUUAUUUCGAGUUGCUAUUUUUUUGAAUUUUGAGAAAGAUAAAUAUUUAUUUCAUUA
Messenger RNA from Caenorhabditis elegans, 1820 nucleotides. It is a transcript of the gene lim-6, whose product is annotated as LIM/homeobox protein lim-6. The transcript is spliced from 8 exons. Gene Ontology annotation, molecular function: DNA binding; DNA-binding transcription factor activity, RNA polymerase II-specific. The record is from RefSeq and is marked reviewed. Gene Ontology annotation, cellular component: nucleus. Gene Ontology annotation, biological process: regulation of DNA-templated transcription; axonogenesis; positive regulation of transcription by RNA polymerase II. Lineage: Eukaryota; Metazoa; Nematoda; Chromadorea; Rhabditida; Rhabditidae. The coding region runs from base 75 to 1007 and encodes 310 amino acids.